AUGUUUCCGAUGCUGGGCCCACGCCGGGAGGGCCGCAGGAAGAAAACAACACUCAUCGUCAUCUCAUUCAUCACCCGGCUGCCUCUCAAGAAGAACAACGGACAAGGGUCCGUCCCCCCAACAAAAACUGAGGCCAUCCACACCCUGACCAUGCCCUUGAAUCCCAGCAGAGCCGAAAUCUUGUUCUACAAACCCAAGACCACCCUCAACCCUUCCGAGUCCCACCACUGCGCAUUCAAAUGUGUUCCGAAGCAUCCGCAGGGACCAGGAUCGAAGUGGACGUUUCUGUUUAUCGAUGGCGGGCCGGCCGAAGAGCUCACGAGCGACCAGCUGUCCAUGCGCUCCAUCAAGCGCCACCUCUCCCCCCCAGACGACCGACUCGUCAAGGUCCGGACCAGCAAGCCGCUCAGAUGGGACACCGACACCCUGCUCGUCUCGGUGCUCUACCGGCUCAAAGAGAUCGACCGCAAGAAGGACGAGGAGUGGAUUAAGAUGGAUGUCGAGUCCCACUACUGGUCCAAGAUCUAUGGAUUCCAUUCGGCCAUCGAAAAUCACCUCGUCUCGACCGCCCUGGCGGCCGUGUCUUUUCCAGUGGCCUUCAAUGUAGGCUUUGAAGAAAUCGCACAACAAGACAUCCACACCCGCUCAGACCUCGUCACUCUCAAAGCUCUCGAGACACUCUAUCUUUCAGUCCAAGCGGGCUACGCAAGAGACGGAUUCAAAUUCUACCCCCAAACAGCCGAGCCGCUGAAGAAAGUCGGAAACUCCGAUCGGGAUUUCAAACGGCGGAUAUGGGCAUAUUGGACUGAAGUCUCGAUCAGCUACGCCUUAAACAAAAUCCUGGCCAUCCUGAAACCAGAAGUCCGGAACGACAAGGUCAAUGUGGAAGAAUUAGAGAAACGGAUGGUAGACGCCAUCGGAAACGAGGCCGAUCGGUGUCGACAAUCCGUCGAAAAUAUCGUCAAACACGCCGUCUUUGAAAUCCUUCACACCCCCGAUCAUUUCUCGCUGACCGACUCGGCCACCUCGAUCCAUCUAUUCACCCUGGGCUCAUCCAGCGCAACUUAUGAGGCGCUAUCCCAGCUAGUCAAGCAUUUCAUGACCCAAUCCCGAUGGAAGCUAGGCUUGGCCAACGAGGGAGCGAUCGAAGGGCUGCAGAUCACGAUCGCCGAAAACCGGCCCCUACACGAGGGUGUCAUCCUGGCGAACAAGCUGAGCGAGCUCAUCAACGUCUACCAGGCCCCCCGUUCGGCCCCCAAAAAAGAAGAUACACUCAAACAUGCCCCGUCACUCUUCGCCCUCGACACUCUCCUCGACUCCAAGGAAUGGUAUCUCGACGCCAAUCAUCAGAAGGUCUUGGAAUCCUUCGAGGACCGCCACUGUCCUUCACUUGCUGGCUUGUUUGCUCAUAAGCCUGCCCCCGGCCAAGACGGAGACGACAGGGGCAACCUGGCCGACCUCCUCGAACGUGUUGAUGUUUCUAACCGUCAAUUCGGAAUUCAUGAUCCCGAUCCUGGAAAUCUUAAGGUCACCGUCGAACUCACAACAGAUGUCGGUCUCAGAACCUGUCUCUUGAACGCCGGUCCGGCUGGUGUUCUACUGCUUGCAGCCGAUCGAGUAUUGCCAAAUGGGGAUGCGUUAUGCAAGCUGGGAUCCGCCUCGGCAGCCUACACGGCCCACAAGCUAAGACAAGCAGUGAUAAUCCUCGUCCGCCACGACCGCUUCCACCCCUCGCACGACCCGCACCCACCUCAGCCCUCCACACCACCGCCGUCUUCGGCGAGUACGAGUGAUCAAGUGCUGGUCUCAGGGCUGGUCCAGAGCUGGAAAACGAUCUUCAAACACGAGAUCAUCGACCAUCUCUCCCGGAAAGUCCUCGUCGCCGGCUCCUCCCUCUCGGCCAUGUCUUCUCCCACCAUCUCUGCAACCGACCAUACCCAUCCCCUCGCGGCGUUCGAGGUCGUCAAGGCCGAGUGGAUCUCCUGCUUUAUCUCCGAUUCAGGUAAGAUGGGAAUCGAGAGGGUGAAAGAAGUCGCGGAUACCCUGUCCUCUCUCCACCAUUUACUCUGGGAAGAGAACGACCAUAACCAGCCCUGA
This is a messenger RNA of Puccinia triticina, 2097 nucleotides long. RefSeq lists its product as uncharacterized. NCBI's taxonomy places the organism in Eukaryota, Fungi, Basidiomycota, Pucciniomycetes, Pucciniales, Pucciniaceae. The transcript is spliced from 15 exons. Gene Ontology annotation, molecular function: S-methyl-5-thioribose-1-phosphate isomerase activity. Bases 1 to 2097 code for a protein of 698 amino acids. The record is from RefSeq and is a predicted model, not a curated record.